Molecule: messenger RNA, 3609 nt
Organism: Pleurotus ostreatus (oyster mushroom)
Lineage: Eukaryota; Fungi; Basidiomycota; Agaricomycetes; Agaricales; Pleurotaceae
Exons: 17
Coding region: 1-3609 (1202 amino acids)
Biological process (GO): nuclear migration involved in conjugation with cellular fusion; establishment of mitotic spindle orientation
Cellular component (GO): cell tip; microtubule associated complex; spindle pole body
Source: RefSeq, a predicted model, not a curated record
AUGAGCUCGGGGCCCGUCGUAGGAAGCGUCGUCGAAAUCCCCGCCGGCCGCGGCGUCGUUCGUUUCGUUGGGUCCACAAAGUUCUCUCCAGGCAACUGGAUCGGUGUCGAAUUAUAUGAACAGAAGGGCAAGAAUGAUGGAACGGUCAACGGCGAAGCAUACUUUCCGUGCAAGCCGGGAUAUGGGAUGUUCGUCAGACCCAGCCAGGUCAAAGCGAACUUUGGGAUGGAGAAAGUGGAAGAACCAUCAAGACGCUCUCUCGGCCUUCGCCAAUCAUCUAGUUCCUCUGCUCAUUCUCAGGAUUCUACCUCCCCCAAUAUUCUAAACGCCUCUAUUUCGUUGGCCGACUCGCCGACUCGCACCCGUAACCGCAAUAUAUCGCCAGGUACGCUCCAGUCACGAAGGACGUCUUCGCCGCUCGCCAUAAGUGCGCCUCAGCUCGUUAGAUUACAAAGAACAGCAUCGAUUUCUAUUAAACCGCCACCACCUCCCCUCGCUUCCACUCCCGAGCUACCAGCUGGAGAUGAAUCCGACAACGCGACCCUCCUCUCCAAAGUCCGUCUCCUCGAAUCCAAGUCCGCAUCCGAUCAACACACCAUCCAAGCGCUCCAAACGAAGCUCACGGAGACGGAGAAAGUGCUCAACACGAUUCGGCCAAAGCUGACGGGGAAGCUGACGCAGCAGCAGAGCACGAUCGCGGCGCUGACGUCGACGAUUACGCAGCUGAAGGCAGAGAUGGCAGAGACGCGGAAGGAGAGCGAGGAUGCGAGGGAGGAGAAGGAGGCGUUCGACUCGCGGAUUGAGGAUUUGACGGAGCAGUUGGAGAUGGUCAUGCUGGACAGAGAGGUGGCUGAGGAGAAAGCUGAGACUGCGAUGGAGGAAUGUAGGGAGUUGAAAGAGAGGGUAGCGGUUCUGGAGGUCGAACUAGGCGUGCUAAGGGGAGGUGGAGCUACUGGGGAGCAAUCCGACGAGGCUGGUGCCACCGUUGACACGGGCAAGAACAGUUUAGCGUAUAUACAACUUGAGAAGCAGAACGAGAGGAUGAAGGAAGCUCUCAUAAGGCUACGCGAUAUAUCCCAAGAGAAUGAACGCGAACACCGCCGGCGUAUUGCAGAACUCGAGAAAGAUGUCGACGGCUUUGAUGAAAUACAAGGUCAAUAUGAGUCGACUCUUGGGCAGUUAACCAACGCGGAAAUCCUCAUCGACGAGCUGAAGGCUCAGUUGGAUGCUACCGCAGCUGCCGACGAAUUGCUCCUGCAGCUCACGGAUCGUAAUGACAUUCUCGAUGAGAAAAUCCAUGAAAUGCAAAUCACCAUUGAGGACCUCGAGUCACUUAAAGAACUCAACGAUGAACUGGAAGAGAAUCAUAUCGAGACGGAGAAAGCGUUGCAGGAGGACCUUGACGCGAAGGACGCAGAAAUACGUGAGUAUCUUCGCAAGAUUGAGGGCUUGGAGGAGGCGUGCCUGGAUCUAGAAGGCACCAUAGCACAAUUCAGGGAGCUGGUGCUACAACUGCAAUCUGAGCUCGAUGGCCUUCGAACGCAGACGCAGACCGCCCAAUCCGAGUCCGAUAGGGCGGCCUCCCAGAACGCUGCUAUGAUAGCUAUGAACCUCAAGCUCCAGUCUUCUGCGUCCAAGAAUCAAGCUCGUCUCCUCGAGGUUGAACUCGGCAAGCUUGAAGCAAGGGAGGCAAAGGAAUUGCUGGCAAUCGUUCAGCCGUAUCUACCCCAACUAUACGUUGAGUCUGACAGCGAUGCGACUAGCUGCUACCUCUUCUUCCAACGGUUGGCCGGGAAGGCCGAUCUCAUCAGUUCCAUCGCGGCACAGGCUCAUGGUCUCCCGGAUUCAUGCAAUGGACCUGUUACCGAGGUCCUCAUGGGUAUCUGUGAUAUGCGAGGGAAUCUUGCCAACCUGUCGACCCUCUGCAAGCGAUUCGCUGCCAUUCUGCGACGAUGCGACGUGGAUUCAUUCCUAUCUCUCGGUCGGCUCUACCCAGAGAUCGCGCCCCUGGAAAAGCGUAUCGACAUGCACAUCGAGCUGCUUCGACGCGAUGAGUUCCGGGAAAUGGAAUGCGUGUCGGAUGUGGCGAAGAUACAGGCGCAGUUUGAACAUCUUGCAGAAGCGUACUUCAGUGGAUACGAACAGCUGGAUAUGGGCGAGACUGAGCUGGGGCACGCGCUUAUGCUGGAGAACGAUUUGGAUUCGUUCGUUGCCUCUGUCGGAUUGAGCAAGACGGCUGUGUCGGAGAUCUUGAAGGAUCCAGAUGUAGUGCUGGAUAUGGGUGGAUUUGAUCCUGACGUUGAAUUCUUCCAACCCAUGCAAAACAUCCUUGAGCAAUGUAAGGGCCCGAAGACGCUAUCCAGGAAAAUCACGAAGCGCCUAGAAGAUCUCCUCCAAGACUCCGCUGCACUCAACCCUCGUUUGAUACCUCGCUUCAAGUCAUCGACGGACAUGCUGACUGAGCUCCUCAAUUUCGGUAUCUCACUCGCUCAAUUAAUCCUUUCACAUCGCAAUGAUGCGAGGGGCGCUAAAUCCUCGUUCCAGUUGGCAACUGUCCUAUCUUAUGCUAAACAGUCCGCUGGAGCCAUAGUGCUCAAUGAUGCUAAACCAGGAGAGACGUGGUGGGAAGCCGUCACCAACCGCAUCAGCUUGCUCAAUCACGAUGUCAGCAAAUUGCUGCCCCUGAUAUCAGAACAGGAGAAUGUCGUCAAGUUGACUGGGGUCGCACCCUGGGUGAUUAGGGUAGACGAUAUCAAGGCCGCUCUCGCUAUCAACGUUGAAGCGGAACGUAAAGUUGCCUCCCUUAACGAUGAGAUACAAGGGCUCGCGCGGUCAAUAAAGUCGAGGGAUCAGAACAUCCAAGAGAAGGUCGUCAAGAUUGAGCUAAUGGAGCGUAGAAUGGAAGGCCUGAAGAAGCAGGCUGAUCGUAUCUCCGAGCUCGAGGACGAAGUCAGCAAAGCACAAAAGAAAGAACGGGACCUGUUUGAAGAGAUGACACAGCUCCAGGCCGAUGUAGACCAGUAUACGAGGGAGAACGCUCAAUUGAGGGCUAUGACUGCUGGUCAAGAUCGACCAGGGCCUGCUCCUGCCGUUGAGGCCGAGGCCAUCGUCGUGGAAGGAAAUUUGGAGACAUCACAUCUAUUAGAACAAAUCGAAGCACUACGUGGUACAGUUCGUUAUCUGCGCACGGAGAAUGCAUACCUGAAAGGACAAGAUCUCGUGCGAGACAUCCAAUCGCUUCCUCCUCUCCCAGAACCCAUCACUCGACAGCCUACACCAGAAUUGGACCCAUCGCGGGCGUCGGACCUAGACUCCGAUUCUGACGACGAAGAUGCACGCCGCUUACAGCGUCCAACAUUACGUUCACUAACAACGGAGACAAAGGUUCUCUACAGGGAUGUUCUGCGGUUCUCAUCUUCGCCACGCGUUGUGGAUUUAUCCGAUGUGAACAAGCGAAGGGCUGAAGCACUUCUUAGGGCUCAAACAAAGGAGUUCUGGAUGCCUAGGAAGAAGACUCCGGCACAUCAAGUGCUUGAAAGGAAACUGGAAGCUGAGAGGUUGAGUCGGAGGGUUCGCGGGCUUUUAGACAAAGCUAGCGCGAUUGCGUAG